This is a messenger RNA of Uloborus diversus, 3066 nucleotides long. Its product is annotated as zinc finger MYM-type protein 1-like. The transcript has a single exon. Gene Ontology annotation, molecular function: protein dimerization activity. Lineage: Eukaryota; Metazoa; Arthropoda; Arachnida; Araneae; Uloboridae. The record is from RefSeq and is a predicted model, not a curated record. Bases 1 to 3066 code for a protein of 1021 amino acids.
AUGUCACAACCACGGAAAAGAUUCAAGUUAGAAUGUUUGGAAUGUGGGAGUCAGUUUGACAAUGAUUACAAAUAUCGUCAUGAGAAAGCAAAACAUAAUGGAAAACAUGUUCAAGUUAAACAUGCAGGCAGCUUUGCGAACCCAUUUGAGGCCUCUAAGAGAAGAAAACAAAAUUCAAUUUCUUCUCCACUAAUUCCUACGAGCUCCUUCAUACAUCAAAAACCAGUAGUAAAUACGACACCUUCAGAUAAUUUAUCCGUUAUCGACGAACCUGCAGAAGAUCAUUCGGCGCCAUUAGCCAUAAAAGAGCAAUUGCCUCCAAUACUAUUACAGUCACUACCACUAUCAUCACCAUCAUCGACAUCACCACCUCCACCAUCGCCGCCGCCACCACUAUCAUCAUCAUCAUCAUCACCACCACCACCACCAUCAUCAUCGCCACCGUCACCAUCAUUGCCACCCCCACCACCAUCACCACCCCCAUCAUCACCACUAUCACCAUCGUCAUUACCUCCGUCAUCAUCGCCACCCCCACCCCCAGAAACACAAUGUCAUGACUCUGAACCUGAAUAUUCCUGGAUAAAUUUAGCUGGUCAAGUCACCGAAUUUUUGACAAAUUUUAAGAUUGUUGAGGAACUUAUAAAUCAAGUGAAGAAAGAUGCAAUUCCAAACCCAAAAAUAUUUUUCAGUGAAAUGAUCGACUGCUUAGCAAAAAUUCAUAAUGAAAGUGGUGAGUUGUUGGAAUAUGCCCAGAAAGAAGAUAAAAAUUUCUGGAAUAGUGAUGUCAAUUUACAGGUUGGAAAUGACACAUUGAUAGAACAUGAUCCUGGAAAGAGGAAAAGGGUAAUGAGUAGCAACGAGCGGUACUAUUUGAAUUCCCUUGGACCCUUUCAACCAAAGUUAAAUUCCUAUCCCAUUAACACUGACAUACCAAAGAAGAAACAAUGUCACUUUAACCCAGCAUGGUACACUGAAUUUCCUUUAUUAGAAUAUAGUCCAUUUAAAGAUGCAGCAUUUUGUUUCGCUUGCAGCUUGUUUCACACAGGAGCUGGCAGAUCGAACGCGAACGCAGAAUGGGUAUCUGUAGGUGUACGUCAGUGGCACAAGAUGAAGAGCCGUGGCACCACUAAGAGAGGGAAAUUGCUUUUGCACUUUACUUCAGAAUCGCACCAAGCUGCUAUGAGUGAUCUCUGUCAUUUCAUUUCCGGAGGAUCUCAUAUUGAUGUCUUGCUUGAUAAAUCGAUAAGAGAAAAACAUAUUAAAGAAGAGCAAGAAAAACAUUAUCACAUGAAAGUCAUUCAAAUUUUAAUUGAUGUUGCCAAAACAUUAGGAAGGCAAGGUUUAGCGUUCCGAGGACAGGAAAGUUUGGAAGAAAAAGAUGGUGGAAAUUUUAAGCAAGUUGUGAACUUGCUUUCACGACAUUGCGCUACUAUGAAAAAAUGGUUAGUUGAAACAAGCCAGAGACCUCAUCACGUUACAUAUCUAAGUAACGUGUCACAAAAUGAAUUUAUAGAUUUAUUAGGGACGAAAAUACGAGAGUUUAUUUUAAAAGAAGUUGAUGAAGUAGAAUUUUAUUCUAUCAUGGCUGACACGACACCAGACUCUUUGCAUCAAGAUCGACUGGCCAUAAAUAUAAGAUACAUUAUUGAAACCAGUGAAGGUCCUAUACCUAUUGAGAGACUCUUGAAGCUAGAUAUUGUACUUACAAAGAAAACAGGAGAAGAGUUAGCCGAAAAAAUAUUUUCCUCUCUUAACUCCCUUGGAAUUUCUUCAAGCAAAAUUGUAUUUCAAUCGUACGAUUUCGCAAGAAAUAUGUCCGGGGAGUACAAGGGUACGCAAAAAAAGUUCUCAGAAAAGUGUGAAAAAACAAUUCUUUACAUUCCCUGCCAAGCCCAUAGGAUGAACAUAUUUGUUGAGACAGCAUGCAACGCUAGUUGUUUAAUCCGUGGGUAUUUCGAUGUUUUAGAAGCGUUGUAUGUGUUUUUUUCUGGAAGUUCUAAACGUCUUCAAAACUUACGGGAGGAACUGAAAACGAUUGAAAAUUCUUUAGAACUUAAGAACCUCUCUAAAACACGGUGGACUGCUAGGGCGGAAUCCGUGAAGGCAGUAUGGAUUUCCUAUGAAAGCAUCGUGAGGGUGUUAGAGCUCAUUAAGUUAAAUUUCAAUGAUUUUGAUAGCAAGUCACGUGCGGCAGCUUCUGGGCUACACAAAAAAAUGCUGGAUUUUGACUUUAUUUGCUCUCUUUUUUUCACGAAAAAUAUUUUAUUUAAAAUUAAACAUUUAACAGAGUCUUUGGAAAAGGCCGAACUAAACAUUGUUGAUGCUAUGCAGCUUAUUCAAGGUACGAUGAAAUCUUUUGAAGAAAUUAAUAACGACGAAGAAAUUAAUUCAUUGAUUAAAAGUUCGCUUUGCUUUGCAAAGAAUCUCAAAACUAGCCCAGAAGACGAAUACUUAAAAAACCACAGAUUGCGCCACGCACCAAGAAAACUUGACAACAAUCCAGAAACCAAUACCAGUUUUGAUUUGAUGACAUAUUAUCGGAAAGAAUUUAAAGUUGUUCUAAAUGUUUUCACAUCAUGCAUUCAAGAUAAUUUAAAGAAUACCCUGUCAAUAUUUGAGCCAUUCCAGACAAUUUUUACCAUUCCACUACACAGAAAUAACUGUUCCAUUGAAGCAAUAACAUCCAUAGUAGAAUCAUAUCCAGAAUUAUUUCCAAAAGACAUAGAAUGUUUGCAUGUAGAAUUGCAAAUGCUUUUGGAUGCAAGUGAAAGUUGUCUAAGUUUUGUAGACAUAUCUAAAAUGGCGUUUAAACUGAGAAAUGUUUUACCCAGUGCCUACAAAAUUUGUCGCCUGAUAUUAACUUCACCAUUGUCUUCAGCAUCUUGCGAAAGAUCAUUUAGUAAGUUGAAGUUGGUUUUUAACAAUCUUCGGACAAAUAUGGGUGACGACCGCUUAGAUUCUUUAAUGCUUCUCUUUACUGCGAAAGACAUAGUGGACAAAAUUGACACUCACGAUAUUGUGACUAAAUGGUCACAGUUAAAGCUCCGUAGAGUAAAAGUAAAUUAA